GGUAGAGUGACCACACACUCCGAGAUAGCGUUCGAUCAACUGUUGCGCCCUCUCAAUGGUUUUGGCGAUAAGGAGUACCCGAUUGCUAAUACAACUGAACAAUUUCAGCUCAAUUGUCAAACUCUGGUAGGAGCAUGCGCACAUGGCCAUUUCUUAAAAUAUUUAAACGGUGACUACGGCAAUGUCAAAAAGGGGCCUUUGGUCAACCAGUUUACUGAUCAAUACGCUAGAUAUAUAACUACCGGGUGGGUCACUCUGUGUAGUAAUAUUUUGGCUGAGACUAAACUUGAAAAAUAUGUGCAACUUCGCAAAGAAAUACAUGACGUAAACGAUAAGCUAAUCCCAGCGCGCGAAGGAUUAACCCGAUCGUUGUUGAACGUAUCUGAUCCGGGAACUAAAUACGGGAUUAAUGAUGUAACAUGGGAACUUUUGCCGAACGAUAGCACCAAGUUAAUACACAAGUUGAAUGUAUCACCGUUUACAUCAUACAUUAACAUUACCGGCCAUUUACCAACCAAGCAAUGCGAUUGGCCAACAUUGCCCGCACCCGCACAGACAGAGUUGUAUUCGGUGCCAAUACUAUUGAUUAAAGCGUUGGCUAACCUCGAUGCUAUCAAUACCAAACCUAAAUUACCCUAA
Medioppia subpectinata is the source of this 639-nucleotide messenger RNA. NCBI's taxonomy places the organism in Eukaryota, Metazoa, Arthropoda, Arachnida, Sarcoptiformes, Oppiidae. The record is from the annotation of a GenBank genome assembly.